This is a messenger RNA of Oldenlandia corymbosa var. corymbosa, 315 nucleotides long. The record is from the annotation of a GenBank genome assembly. NCBI's taxonomy places the organism in Eukaryota, Viridiplantae, Streptophyta, Magnoliopsida, Gentianales, Rubiaceae.
AUGGCCACCAAAUGCAGCAGAAUUAUCAACAGAACUUCAAUUUCAUCCCUCAAAUCCGCCUUCAAAAAGGCUCCGUCCCCUGCUUGCACACCGCCUACGUCGUCGUUUUCGAGAAUACCUGCUUCCGCGCCAUCUACUCCUCGCCGUUUCUCACUCUUCUCAAGGAUUCCGUCGGAAUUGGGAGCCGUGCAGUCGAUGCUGCCGCUGCAUAGCACGGUGGCGGCGGCGAGGUUGACGUCAUGCCUAAGCACAACAUCGAGGAGCUGUAGGGCACUUUCACAGGGUACACUCUGCUGCACUUCUCCAGACCUCUAG